CAAUUCAAUCAUUUUGAAACUAAUUAGAAGUUCCAAAUAAUUACUCUGCGAUUUUAAGUGCUUUGGGUCUAUCAAAUCAUUGGUUUAUUUUUUUAAAAUUAGAGAAGAUGUCUUUGAGGCCAAACACGACGACGGUGGCUCGGAGGAACAGGUACAAAGUGGCGGUGGACGCCGAAGAGGGUCGGCGGAGGAGGGAGGAUAACAUGGUGGAGAUUAGGAAGAACCGCCGUGAAGAGAGUCUGCAGAAGAAGCGGCGUGAAGGACUCCAAGCGCAGCCAAUGCCUGCCUCUCUUCAGUCGUCUGCUGUUGAAAAAAGGUUGGAAAAUUUGCCAGCCAUGGUUGCUGGUGUCUGGAGUGAUGAUAGUAAUAUGCAACUUGAGGCGACCACACAGUUUAGGAAAUUGCUUUCUAUUGAACGCAGCCCACCCAUUGAGCAAGUGAUACAAGCAGGAGUUGUUCCUCGCUUGGUUGAAUUCCUUACUAGGGAUGAUUUCCCUCGGUUUCAGUUUGAGUCAGCCUGGGCUCUCACUAAUAUUGCUUCUGGGACAUCUGAGAACACAAAGGUGAUAAUUGAUCAUGGGGCUGUUCCUAUAUUUGUGAAAUUGCUCGCUUCACCAAGUGAUGAUGUUCGUGAGCAGGCUGUGUGGGCAUUGGGAAAUGUUGCAGGAGAUUCUCCUAGAUGUCGUGAUCUGGUUCUUGGUCAUGGUGCUUUGCUUCCUUUGUUGGCACAAUUAAAUGAGCAUGCUAAUCUUUCUAUGCUGAGGAAUGCUACAUGGACGCUAUCAAAUUUUUGUCGGGGAAAGCCCCAGCCUCCCUUUGAUCUGGUCAAACCUGCACUUCCUGCAUUGGCACUCCUCAUUUGUUCAAAUGAUGAAGAAGUCUUAACUGAUGCAUGUUGGUCUCUCUCAUAUCUUUCUGAUGGUACAAAUGACAAAAUCCAAGCUGUUAUAGAAGCCAAUGUUUGUGGCCGUCUGGUGGAACUUCUGAUGCACCCAUCUCCUAGUGUGCUUAUUCCUGCUCUUCGCACAGUUGGAAAUAUUGUCACAGGGGAUGAUACGCAAACCCAGUAUAUUAUCAAUCAUCAAGCAUUGCCAUGCCUUUUAAAUCUCUUGACAAAAAAUUUUAAGAAGAGCAUCAAUAAGGAAUCUUGUUGGACAAUCUCAAAUAUCACAGCUGGAAAUAAGGAACAGAUACAGGCUGUGAUUGAAGCUAAUAUUAUAGCUCCACUGGUUCAGCUGCUUCAAAAUGCUGAAUUUGAUAUCAAGAAAGAAGCGGCAUGGGCCAUCUCAAAUGCAACGUCCGGUGGUACUCAUGAUCAGAUAAAAUUCCUUGUAAGUCAAGGUUGUAUCAAGCCAUUGUGUGAUCUUCUCAACUGCCCUGAUCCAAGGAUAGUUACAGUUUGUUUAGAAGGGCUUGAAAACAUUUUGAAGGUUGGAGAAGCUGAUAAGAACCUGGGCAGUACUGGCGGAGUGAAUGUCUAUGCACAGAUGAUUGACGAUGCAGAGGGUCUAGAAAAGAUUGAGAAUUUACAGUCCCACGACAACACCGAGAUUUAUGAAAAGGCUGUGAAAAUUCUCGAGACAUAUUGGUUGGAGGAGGAGGAUGAGACAAUGCCGCCAGGUGAUGCCUCUCAAACAGGGUUUCAUUUUGGAGGGGGUGAGCUUCCAGUUCCUUCAGGGGGAUUCAAUUUCAGCUAGAGGAAUUUCAUCUGGUCCUGUAUUGAAGUCCUUACGGAGAUCCAGGUGAGGUCUUGUCUUUGGCUAUCGUGUCCAUGGUUGUGUAUGGUCGAGAGUCCGUGUCGGGGGUAUUAGGCUGGUGUGGUUUAACGACACAGCCGGGUUCAUACUAUGAAGAUGAAGAAAGGGGGGAUAGUAACAGAAUAGAGCUUUGGGGAUGUGUUUAAAGUAAAACAGGAACCAGACAGAGCGAGUGUUUUAUAUUUAAGGGUCGUAAAAUAAAUAUUUGUCAGCCUCCAUGGUAGUUGUCUAGUGUCUAUGCAAUAUCUUGAUUUGGGCAUAGUUCCAGAACAGUUAGUAACAUGGGAAUAUGCUUUUUCUUCUAUGUAAAUCCGAACGACUGUCAGUGUUCAUCGUUUCAUUCAUCAAAAAUUGUCCAUUUUGAUUUA
Hibiscus syriacus is the source of this 2125-nucleotide messenger RNA. Its product is annotated as importin subunit alpha-like. The record is from RefSeq and is a predicted model, not a curated record. Gene Ontology annotation, biological process: NLS-bearing protein import into nucleus. The transcript is spliced from 11 exons. Gene Ontology annotation, cellular component: cytoplasm; nucleus. Gene Ontology annotation, molecular function: nuclear import signal receptor activity; protein binding. The coding region runs from base 108 to 1697 and encodes 529 amino acids. NCBI's taxonomy places the organism in Eukaryota, Viridiplantae, Streptophyta, Magnoliopsida, Malvales, Malvaceae.